Messenger RNA from Populus nigra (black poplar), 3705 nucleotides. RefSeq lists its product as uncharacterized. Gene Ontology annotation, molecular function: microtubule binding. The coding region runs from base 106 to 3264 and encodes 1052 amino acids. The record is from RefSeq and is a predicted model, not a curated record. Lineage: Eukaryota; Viridiplantae; Streptophyta; Magnoliopsida; Malpighiales; Salicaceae. The transcript is spliced from 9 exons.
CUCCCCCCUACGGUCUACUUUUCUACCUCAGAAAUCUCUCGCACCCUAAGCCCUAAAUUCAGAAUCAAUAAAUAACUUUUUUUUCCCAGUUAGAACCUCAUCGCAAUGAAUGAAUCAGAGCAAAAUUUCAGCCUCGAAGAAAAAACGCUAAGCCUUAUUGAUGUCUCCUUUGAAGACGAUUGCCUUUAUAACUCACCUUCCCACGACUUCCAUGUCCGAUUCUCAGAUACUAAGAUAGGGGCCGAAAAUAACUUGGGUUUUGCGGAAGCCAACAAUACGCAAUCCGUGCUGGCCUCCUUUGACGGGGGAGAACUAGGACCUGAUCCUAUUAAAUCAAUGGAACCAGAAAGGGUGAAAAAGAAUACAAAGUAUAACUUGCGCAAAAGCUUAGCUUGGAACAGUGCUUUCUUCACAAGUGCAGGUGUUCUGGAACCGGAGGAGUUGUCUAGCAUGAUUGGAUGCGAGAAACAUAUGUUACCCGGGAUUGAAGAGGAUAUCCAUACAUCUAGUGAUUCUAUAUCUACAUUAGCGAGUGACAAUUUGACCUUGGUGAAUCUUGAGGAGGCUGACUUGUUUGGAGAUAUAAGAGCUUCAAUCCAGCGAUCCACUAAAGGGCCUGGUAUGGAAAAUUCAAGUAGCAAAGUGGGUUCUCCAAUAACAGAAAGCAAAACCAUCCGAUCUUCGGAGAAAGUGGAUGUUGCUUCUCGAAAUAGGGUACCAGCUUCGGAGAAAGUGGAUAUCGCUUCUCGAAAUAAGCUAAAGGCCAAAGCUGCUCCCAACAAGCCAAAUGCAAUCAUGGAAGGAACAGAGAAGACCGCAAAGCAGUCUGUUCCUAUAAAUGGAGAGUCAAAAUCUCUUUAUAGGCCGCCCAAGAUAGUUGGCAGAGUUGUUCCCAUUUUAGCACCAGCCACUAAGAGAGCUUCCUUGGGUGCCAACCGUGUCAAAGUGGAAAGGGCCAAGGAUAAUCCAGAAAAUGCAAAAAAAAUAGCUGGUAGAGGGGCAAAAGUACCUGCUUUGAGUGGUCCCAGAAAUGCUGUGCCUAGGCCGACAUUGCCUGUUAAAUCUUCUUUGCGAUCUUCAUCAGCAAUGAAGACUGCGCUAACAGCUUCUUCCUCUAUCGAUAGUUCUGGAAGCUUGUCAUCAGACUGUAGCAGUAAAUAUUCAUUAAAUUCUGUGAGAAGAGAAAAUGACUCCAGAACUGGCAAUCAUUCUUCCUCUGGUUCAAAUGUCAGAACCACAUUGAAAUUCCCAUCAAGAAAUAAAAACCAGUCAGCAUGUUCUCAUCUCUCACCUUAUUUGAAAUCUGUCGCCAAGCUCUCUUCCAGCAUAUCACCUGCUAGCUCUAUCAGUGAAUGGUCUUCGGCAUCAUUAUCACCGAUUUCUACCCUUAAUAAAAUGUCUAACAGUUCAAGAUCUAGCUUUGACAUUAGCUCUUGCAAAGAUGCUUCUGGGGACAGUGAUGCCUCCCAAGUUUUGGAUUCUCAAAACCAUUUAAAUGACGAAAACUCUGUUGGGCCUGGUACCCAAGUGGGAUUGCUGGGUGAGAGUGUAAAGAAAGCUCCUACAGGAAGUAGUUCAGUUCUCCAUCCAGAUUCGGUUAAACCCUCAGGCCUUCGUUUGCCAUCACCCAAAAUUGGUUUCUUUGACGGGGCGAGACCAGCUGCACGAACUCCAAAUAGAAGCAAGCAAUCUCAUACAGCUAUGCCCAGUGGCUUGUCUGGAUUUAGGGCAGGAAGUGUUAGUCCAAGUGGAGGGUCAAAAAAUGCAAAGCUUGGAAAGCUUCAGCCUGCUAGAACAGCGCUUCGGGGUACCAAAAUUAGUGAUCAGGCAGCUGCCAUGGGCAUGAAAUCUAAAUCUCCCUCACCUCUGCAGGAAUCCUCAAAUGCAGCACCAAGGGCCUCCAGUGCUUUGAAAAACGAGAAACACAGUGCUAGCAAAUCUCUAAAAGCUCAGAACAGAAAGUCAUUUCAAGGUGAAAGAAAAAGUAAUUUGAAGGCAGAGAAAAUUGGCUCAGAAGAAUGUGGCACGUCUCUGAAGGAUACAGAUAGUGGUUUUACUGAAGGGAAUGGGAAUGCCUGUUUUUUUAUGGAUAAAAACGAGACAGAGAGCAAGAGUGAUGCUCCUGGAAAAGAUACUGAGAUUACUCUCGGCAAUGGAUUGCAUGAUCAGACUACCGGCUUGAGUUCUAUUCCCAAGGCUGAAAGUAUGACCUCAUUAGAGAAAGUAGGUGAAGAUGUGGUAUGUAGCCAGAAUUAUAUCAAGAGUAGUUUGCCUUCUCUUCACGGCACUAAUGAGAAGAAAAAAGCUUCUACUGAAGAUCAAGUUGAUGGUUUGACCAAACAAAUUGGAGCUGUAGAUUUUUAUAAUGAGUUGCACAAAGAAGCCAUAGGUGAUUCUCUUGCCCUUUCUCAAGAUGAUGUCGGUAGAGUUGCUUCUGGUAUUCAGGAGGAAUUCAAACAGUUGUCAAAGCCUACUUGCUCCCCAAAUCCUGCUAUGGCAUCAAAAAUCGUGGAAGCAGAGAAGGCAGAGGCAGGAAUUGAGAAAGCUUCUGUUGAAGACCAAGUUGAUGGUUUGACCAAACAAAUUGGAGCUGUAGAUUUUCAUCUUGAGAUGCACAAAGAAGCUGUUGGUGAUUCUCUCUGUCUUUCUCAAGAUGAUGUCAGCAGAGUUGAUUCUGGUACUCAGGAGGAAUUCAAAGAAUUGCCAAAGCCUACUUGCUCUCCAGUUCCUGCAAUUGCAUCAUCAAUGGUGGAAGCGGAGAAAGAAGAGGCAGGAAUUCAUAAAGCUACCGCUGAAGACCAAGUUGAUGGUUCGACCAAACUUGGUGAUUUUCUUUCACUUUCUCAAGAUGUCAGAAGAGUUGAUUCUCAUGUUCGGGAGCAAUUCAAAGAGUUGUCAAAGCCUUCUUGCUCCCACACUCCUGUUAUAGCAUCAACAAUGGUGGAAGCAGAGAAGGCAGAAGCAGGAAUUAAAGAGGCUUCUGUUGAAGACCCAAUUGAUGGUUUGAUCAAACAAAUUGGAGCCUUAGAUAUCCAUCCCAAGGUGCACAAAGAAGUUGUGGGUGAUUCUCUUUCCCUUUCUAAAGAUCAUGUCAGCAGAGUUAAUUCUUGUAUUCAGGAGGAAUUCAAAGAGUUGUUGAAGCCCGCAUGCUCUCCCACUCCAGCUAUGGCAUCAACAACAGUGGGAGGACAGAUGGCAGAGGCAGCCACCUUGCUAAAUCCAGCAACCACACAUGGAAAAUCUGAAGAUGGUGAAACAUCCUAGCAGUAAAUUUCUCAAAGGCAGGUGUUUACAUGGAUACAAUUCUUAAUUUACCAUCUUAUUAGCUGCUUCGCUGCCAUGUUUGAGAAGGAUCUGACAGCUUCACUCCAUGUUUCUUGUUAGGGUUUCCUGUUGGAUGUAAAUUGUGCAAGUGUGUGCAAUUCAGACUUACAGGUUCAAACAUGCGAUAACGGGAGGACAGAGAUCUUGUUGUUCGAAUGUGCAUUUUAUGCCCACAUGUCCAUUUUUAUAUCACUGAUAAUUCAUUUGUUUUUUCUAUCUUUUUUCCCUAGUUUUUGUCUAAAAUUUUUGCAGCAACCUCUGGGGCUGUACAUGUUAAUGGUCAGUGCUUGUAGCAGCUAUAUUUCCUUCUAUUGACUCUUGUAUAUUAAACACGACUCCAAGACAAGAAAAGUGGAAACUAAUGCAGAAUGAUGUUUUUUA